GAGGGUAUCCACCCAGCCGACCAGGCUUAUGUGAGCCGCCGUCCACAUUUCAUAAAUAAUAAGCACCGCGCAAGUCGGCGGCAGGUUCCCAAACUUUUGGUGGACCUGGGUCCGUCUCUUGAAUCAAGGUUACCGCAGGAGUAAGACAACUCUACAGUAGCAGGGCAGUAGUAGUAGAGAAGAUUUCAAUCUGGUAAUGCAGAGACUAAACAUGAGAAGACAUGGGUCUUUAAAAUGCGGAGAAAAGUCAGAAGACAGACAAAAGAUCAUCAUUUUUGUUAUUGAAUCAUAAGAUUCAUGGAGUAGUUUUCUAGUAUGGCACGUACAGCUGUAAUGUCUUUAAAGGAUUCUAUGCCAAAUCUUACCUCUUCCCAAGCAUCUGAGCUAGUAAGCCAGAUUUUUGGACUGAUUGUGUCAGAGGUCAAACCUCUGCCUAGCUAUGAUGACCAAAACUUCUACGUGAGAGUGAGUGAUGGAGUGGAGUAUGUUCUGAAGAUCCUGAACUCUACAGACAGCGAGAACCUAACCUUGGUGGAGAUGCAGACAUACAUCAUGGCAUUUUUGCAUCAGCACGGACUCCCUGUUCAGACCGCCAUUCCCACUUGCACUGGACAGCUCAUGAGCCUUCAGACAAUUGACUGUGGCUCAGGCAGUAAAAGGUACCUGGUGAGACUGAUGACCUACUUGCCUGGUAAAACUGUUGCCAAAAUCUCCAGCUCCCCAGAAAUCCUUUAUGAAAUUGGGAAAAUGGCUGCAACAAUGGAUGAAGUCCUCCAGAAGAUUGACCACCCAAACAGAUCGGUACUGGAGAGGAAAAACUUCAUUUGGAAUCUCUCCAGUACACCUCUGCUGGAGUCAUAUCUUCAUGUGAUGGAUGGAGACCCCAUGCAGCAGCUUUUGAAAGACGUUAUUCAGCAGUACAAGAGUCAUGUUUUGCCAAACCUGGACUCGUUCCGGAAGUGUAUAAACCAUGGAGAUUUCAAUGAUCACAACAUCUUAGUGGAGCAUGAUGGUCUAGCUGGGUAUAAGAUCUCUGGCAUCCUUGACUUUGGAGAUAUGAGCAGUGGAUACUAUGUAUUUGAGCUGGCCAUUACUAUUAUGUACAUGAUGAUUGAGAGCGCCAAUGCAAUAGAUGUUGGUGGACCAGUGCUGGCAGGCUGGGAGAGUGUCUUUCCUCUAAAUGAAGCAGAGCGCAAUGCCCUUUAUUUUCUGGUGCUCUGCCGCUUCUGCCAGUCUCUGGUUUUGGCUCGUCGUGCUAUUACCCUUUACCCUGAGAAUGAAGAGUAUCUGAUGACCACAGCACGGACCGGGGUCCGUCAUUUACAACAACUCUGGGAGCUGGGAAAGGAGCAGGUGGAGAGGCGGUGGUUUGAUGGUGCCAAGGAGUAUUUGAAAACACAUCCUGGUACAGUUCCCCUGAAAGGAAUUACAUUCCUGUAAUAUUGUUCUGUUUUUACUGGAUUCUGUUUUGUACGGUUAUGAAAGAUAGACUUUUAGCCCUUUGAAAUUAUGUGGAUUUCUACAUGAAUGGUAUGUAAAAUGUGGCCUAGUCUUUGUCUAAGUCAUAGUAAUAGAUGCAAGCAGUCUGAUGAAUGUUGGCAUUCAAAAAAUGUCAACAUUUUUGGACCUGUUAUUCAAGGUCAGGCAUGAAAAAUGUAUAUGAAGGUGUAUGAAGGAGGGUAAUUGGAGUAAGUUAAGAUUGUGUUCUGAUGUGUAUUUUGGGGUGCCCACAGUUUUAGUUACCUGCUGUUCAGAAUAGAAAUUUGUUGAAGCACAGCGUAGCUUGAUCUAAAGAAUUUUCAGAAGAACUUAGAUGAAGAGUUGUUAAAGCUUGUAAAACUGCAAAGGGAAGUCCAUCAUUCCACAGUCAGGCAGUUCACAAAUAGGAGUUUAUUACCUUUGCUACUCUCCCUAGGAGUAGGCAUCCUACGAAAGUCACUGCAAAUGCACCUCAUACAAGGCUAGAGCAGACAAAGGACCCUAGAGUGACAGUUGAUAUGAUCUGGAGGCAUCUCUUGCAACUGACACUUUUCUCCAAAGCAACUUACAGUUAUUUACCCAUUUUUACAGGUGGGUAUUUUAUUUUUAUUGGCUCAGUCGUUAGGGUAAGUACCUUUUAUACUAAAACUGGAGGGGGGACCCCGCAACCUGCUACCAGCUAUUCAAUGUCUCUGCCCAUCUAUUCAUGUUAAGAAGAACACCAAAUAAAACUAGUGUACCUUGGAGGUUGCAGUGCUAGAAACUACAACACUCCAGAAAUGUUGCUGUCUGUCUCAAGUUUGCUAAAGACCACACCAAUGUUCCACAGUACUACUGGAACAAUGUUUUGUGCACAGAUGAGGCAAGAGUUGAAAAAUGUUCAGAGUGUGAAAUUUGCAGAGGGAAAACAUUACAUUACCACCACCAAAACCUUACAGUAAUUGUGAAUCAUUGUGGAAGGAGAGUUAUAGUGUGGGGCUGCUUUGCUGCCUCAGGGCCUGAAUUCCUUACAGUCGUUGCGGGAAUAAUGCAUUUGAAGCUGUUCCAGGAAAUUCCAUGGGACAAUAUCAGGACACCUGUCUGGGAUCUGAAGUUAAAAAGAAGCUGGCUCAUGCAGCAUGAUAGCAGCCCCAAAUGCAAGAAUAAAUCAAUGAUAGAUCUAAACCAGAAGAAUUUCUUAUUCAUAAUUAAUCCUGUUGAAAUACUGUGGUAUGAUCAGACACAAGUUGUUCGUGCAAUACACUCGAAACUAUAAAUGCGCUGAAACAGCUGUGCAAUGUAGAGUGAGCAAAAAUACUAUUAGAAAGCAUUUUGCGCUUUCUUCUUUGUAGCUUUGCAGAGAGGUUUAUUUGGUUGCCACUAAAAAGAUUACACCUCCAAAUCUGAGGGAUGACCUUUUUUCCAUCUCUGACGUGCAAUAUUUCAUAUGUUUAAUGUAAAUAUGAAAGUAUUGAUUUAAUUUGUUCUGUCAGCAUGUCUUUAUUAUUAUGCCUUAGAUCAUGUUUUACAAACCAUUCAUGCAGAAAUCCAGAUAAUUCUAAACGGGCUUUUCUUAAAACUACAUAUUUGAGAUUAAGGCUUUGAUUUAAAAAAAAUUUUAGUUUCAGUGUAAAAAGUCAUUGAAAAAUUCUGCCGCACCAUGCUCUGAUCACUACAAUAUCAGCUGUCCCCCUCAUACACUGUUGUUGAUAUGAAAUUAUCAGCAGUAAUAGUUGUGGACAAUUGAUUAAUAAUUAUGAGUCUUAUGGACUGUAAACUUGAAAGUUGCUAUGGGUCCGGCACACCCGCUCCGGGGAAACACCGUGACACAAGUGCUGAGCACAGGCAGGUUGUUCAAGGGGCAAUACAGAAGACAUGGUUGAGGAGACAGGCAAGAGAAACCGAUGUGCGAACGUAGUCCGAAGGGAGAAUCCGAGUAACGUAAUCCAGAAGACAGGCAAGGAGUCGUGGCAAACCAGGAAGUCGAGUACGAGGAGCAGGGCGAGGAGCAAUUACUAGGAGAGCGGGUGAGUAACGAGGCUGAACAAGGUUCCGCAGCUUCCUAUGGUCCGGGCUGCCCUUUUAUGUUACCGAGUUGGCGGGCAUGACACUAUGAAAUUAAAUUCACCCAUGAAAUAGAGAUUUGUGGCCCAGGGAGCUACAGUAUGCACAUAAAACAAAUUUCAGAUAUAUGUACAAUUGUACCUAGUGUUCUGAAAACCCAAGUAACAAAUUUUGAACUGUUUCAUGUUUGUUUUAAAGUGCAUUUAUUCUCAUUUUCUUAUUUUCUAAAAUGUCUCUAGGCACAGUGAAAAUGUUCUGUUUCUGCUUUCCACCAUUGGGUAACAGCAAGACACUCAGAAACCCAGAUUUAUCCAUCAUUUCCAUUUAUUCUUGAUAUAUCAGACUUUUACUGAAACUACUCAGCCAGCUUUGUUUCAUAAAGAAAAAUGUGUUAUUAAAUACUGAAUAUCUUAAGUAUUGCAGCUCAUUACUGAAUUUGCAAAAAAAAAAUAUAUUUUUUCCAUCAAUGACCUGGAUCGUUUAAACAAUUCAGUGUUCCAAUAAAAAUAUGCCAAUGUAAAGUAUUAUGUGCUUUGUUAAAUAAGAAUGUAUUUAUUUUUCUGACUUAGACUGACAUUAGAUAACAUUUUAAACUCAUUCAUGCUGAAAUUUAGGUAAUCCCACAAAUGUGGAACCUUUUCCUCACAAAUGGAGCUGAUAAGCUUUUGCCUGAGAUCUGGUACUUUUGGGUCACUAGAUGGAGACUUCAUCCCACAAGCAAGCCACACAGAAAAAAUGCUGGGAAAAUCAUUUUAUUAAAACAGAAUCACUCAGUAGUCUUGGAUUACUGGAUUCUGAGUAUUGGUGUAGUUUUUUUUUUCUAUUAAAUGUCAUAAAUUUAUUUACUGACAAUUAAAAUGUUAACAUUUUACAAAAAUUUCCAAAUUUAAAGU
Molecule: messenger RNA, 4415 nt
Organism: Scleropages formosus (Asian bonytongue)
Lineage: Eukaryota; Metazoa; Chordata; Actinopteri; Osteoglossiformes; Osteoglossidae
Gene: hykk.2
Product: hydroxylysine kinase, tandem duplicate 2
Exons: 6
Coding region: 316-1440 (374 amino acids)
Molecular function (GO): amino acid kinase activity
Source: RefSeq, a predicted model, not a curated record